Messenger RNA from Lolium perenne, 539 nucleotides. Its product is annotated as signaling peptide TAXIMIN 1. NCBI's taxonomy places the organism in Eukaryota, Viridiplantae, Streptophyta, Magnoliopsida, Poales, Poaceae. The record is from RefSeq and is a predicted model, not a curated record.
CACUUCGCUUACGCCCAUCGCCCAACCACCGCGACAGCCGCCAGCACCGAUCUGAUUCUGACCAGCACGCGCGCGCGCCGAGGAAAGGGAUCAGCAAAGAUGGGCUGCUGCUGCUGCGGCGGAGGCGACGGCGACCGCGACCGCGGCUGCAGGCCGCUGGGGUUCCUGCUGGGCCUGCCCUUCGCGCUCGUCGCCGUCCUCGUCUCCAUCGUCGGCGCCAUCAUCUGGAUCAUCGGGCUGCCCAUCUCCUGCAUCUGCCCCUGCUGCCUCUGCGUCACGCUGCUGCUGGAGGCGGCGGUGGAGCUCGUCAAGGCGCCGCUCCACGUCAUGACAUGGUUCACCUCCAAGAUACCCUGCUGAUUCGUUUCAUCGCCUCCUCCUCCUCCUCUCAUCUCCGAUCGCUCGCUCCGUCGCCUCGCCCAUGGCUUAGUUAAUUAUGUGUUGCACAUGUCCGUAGUUUGUUUAUUCUGUUAUUUGGAUCGAAAACUAUGUUGACAGAUCGACUGGCCGUAUAUUCGUAACAUGCUCUGAUAUCGUGA